AUGGCUUCUGGAAAUGGCUCUUUCGUGACUGAAUUCAUUCUGGUGGGGUUAACAGACCAACUAGAUCUCCAACUCCCCCUGUUCUUCCUGUUUCUAGUGACAUAUAUGAUCACUCUGAUGGGAAACUUGGGCAUGAUAACUCUAAUUGUAUUUAAUUCACAUCUUCACACCCCCAUGUACUUUUUCCUCUUCAACUUGUCCAUCAUAGACUUCUGUUAUUCUUCUGUGUUUACACCUAAAAUGCUGAUGCACUUCAUUUCAGAGAAGAAUACUGUCUCCUAUACUGGAUGCAUGUGCCAGCUCUUCUUUUUCUGUUUCUUUGCGAUUUCUGAAUGCUAUGUGCUGACAUCAAUGGCCUAUGAUCGCUAUGUGGCCAUCUGCAAUCCACUUUUGUAUAACAUCACCAUGUCUCCUCAGGUGUGUUCCAGUCUUAUGCUUGGUUCAUACUUGCUGUCCUUUUCUGGUGCCAUGGCCCAUACCGGAGGCAUGCUGAAACUGAUCUUCUGUAAUGCAAACAUUAUCAACCACUAGUUCUGUGACAUCCUCCCACUACUCCAGCUCUCUUGCACCAGCACCUACGUCAAUGAGCUGGUGGUUUUCAUUGUGGUGGGCAUUAACAUCAUUGUGCCCAGUGUCACCAUCUUUAUCUCUUAUGCUUUUAUUGUCUCUAGCAUUCUCCAUAUUAACUCCAAGGAGGGCAGGUUCAAAGCAUUCAGCACCUGCAGUUCCCACAUAAUUACUGUUUUUCUAUUCUUUGGGUCUGGUGCAUUUAUGUAUCUUAAACCAUCUUCUGCUGAGUCUAUGAGUGAGGGAAAAAUCUCUUCUGUCUUUUAUACCAAUGUGGUUCCCAUGAUGAACCCCUUAAUAUACAGCUUGAGGAAUAGAUAUGUUAAAUUUGCCCUGAGGAAAGCCUUGAGUACAAGAAAGUUUUAA
Molecule: messenger RNA, 933 nt
Organism: Carlito syrichta (Philippine tarsier)
Lineage: Eukaryota; Metazoa; Chordata; Mammalia; Primates; Tarsiidae
Product: olfactory receptor 8B3-like
Exons: 1
Biological process (GO): sensory perception of smell; G protein-coupled receptor signaling pathway
Cellular component (GO): membrane
Molecular function (GO): G protein-coupled receptor activity; olfactory receptor activity; odorant binding
Source: RefSeq, a predicted model, not a curated record